CCCACACCAGGUUCUUCCCAUUUCCUUGACUCAGAACACCACACCACUACCAAGGGCAACAAAAGAAGCCGAGGCAGCCUCUGCACUCUGCAGUGCAAUUCCAGCAAAGUUCCCAGCAAAUCCCAAGAGACCAAGCCUUGAUAUUGCUGAAGUGAGCAAGCUUGGCUAAGUUCAAUGGAGGUGGCAGGAGCUGCGGCAAGGGAAGCAUGGUGGCUGCCGUGCUUCACCACGGUGGCGUCCUGCGCCGCUGGCUUCUUCUUCCUGCUCUACUUCUACUCGCCAUACUGGGGAGUCAGGGCCGUGCCCGGGCCGCCCGCCUUGCCCGUCGUGGGGCACCUGCCGCUGCUCGCCAGGCACGGGCCUGACGUCUUCGGCCUCCUCGCCAAGAAAUACGGCCCUAUCUUCAGGUUCCAUUUGGGGAGGCAGCCUCUGGUGAUCGUGGCUGAUCCGGAGCUCUGCAGGGAGGUUGGCGUCAGGCAAUUCAAGAACAUCGCCAACAGGAGCUUGCCGGCGCCAAUCGCCGGCUCACCUCUCCACCAGAAGGGGCUCUUCUUUACUAGGGACGAGAGAUGGUCAGCGACGAGGAACACGAUCAUCUCGCUGUACCAGCCGUCGCACCUCGCCGGCCUCAUCCCCACCAUGCAGCUCUGUAUCGAGCGCGCGGCGGAGGCCAUAUCGGCGGCGGCAGAUCGGGAGCAUGGCGACGUCGACUUAUCCGACCUCUCCCUCAAGCUGGCCACGGACAUCAUCGGGCAGGCGGCGUUCGGCGUCGACUUCGGCCUCACCGCGCAGGGCGCGAACGAAGCCGGCGGCGAGGGCGCAGACGAAGUGAGCGGCGAGGGCGCGGAGUUCAUCAGGGAGCACGUCCACUCCACCACCUCCCUCAAGAUGGACCUGUCCGCACCGCUCUCCGUCGUCCUCGGCCUCGUCACGCCGGGGCUGCAGGGUCCGGCGCGGCGGCUGCUUAGCCGGGUCCCGGGGACUGCGGACUGGAAGGUCGCGCGGACCAACGAGCGGCUGCGCGCGAGGGUGGACGAGAUCGUCGCGGCGCGGGCGCGCGGCCGCGGUCGCGAUGGCGAGGGGACGAGGGAUUUCCUGUCCGCGCUGCUCGACGCCAGGGAGCGCCGCCCGACGCUGCGGGAGCUGCUCACUCCGGACCACGUGAGCGCGCUCACCUACGAGCACCUCCUCGCAGGGUCGGCCACCACGGCGUUCACGCUGUCCGCCGCCGUGUACCUCGUUGCCGGCCACCCGGAGGUCGAGGCGAGGCUGCUCGCGGAGGUCGACGGGUUCGGGCCGCGCGGCGCCGUGCCGACAGCGGACGACCUGCGUCACAGGUUCCCCUACCUUGAUCAGGUCAUAAAGGAGGCGAUGAGAUUUUACACGGUUUCGCCACUGAUCGCUAGGGUGACGUCUCAACAAGUAGAGCUUGAAGGCUACACACUCCCAAAGGGAACGUGGCUGUGGAUGGCGCCGGGGGCCUUGUCGCGCGACGCGGCCAGCUUUCCGGACCCCAGCGCGUUCCGGCCGGAGCGGUUCGACCCGGCGUGCGAGGAGCAGCGUCGGCGGCACUCGUGCGCGCACAUCCCGUUCGGCGUCGGCCCGCGAUCGUGCGUCGGGCAGCGGUUCGCGCUUCAGGAGGUGAAGCUGUCCAUGGUGCACCUGUACCGGCGUUUCGUCUUCCGGCCGUCGCCGCGGAUGGAGUCGCCGCCCGAGCUCCAGUUCGGGAUCGUGCUCAACUUCAGGCGUGGCGUCAAGCUCGUUGCCAUCGAGCGGCGGGGCAACGCCGCCACCGCCUAGGCUCGUGUAUGGAUGGAUGGGUACAGGCAGCCCCAUUGCCGAAGGUGUAGUCACUUGGAAGUAACUGGAGCCUCUGGACGAUUAGAUUCAUGGAAAAUUUGGUGUAGCAUGUGCUUCGAUGCAAAAGUGAGACAGUAUGCUUUAGCCAUCCUGGGAUCUUGAGAAGAACGACGACGACGCGACAGUAAUUUUUCUGGCCGUGCUUGCAAUCAGGCAGGUUAGGUACAAGCAUGGCCGUGCUUAAACUGCUAGGCCAGAGGUUUCCAAGUGAACGUGUGAACAAGUAGGGGCAACGGGAGCGCACCACUUGGAAAGCUCAUGUGCAUAAAUGAAACAAGUGAAAUAAGCUAAGUUAAUAUGUAAUAAGCAUUUCACCGAACAGCUCAUGCGCAUAAAUGAAACAAGCUAU
Molecule: messenger RNA, 2209 nt
Organism: Phragmites australis (common reed)
Lineage: Eukaryota; Viridiplantae; Streptophyta; Magnoliopsida; Poales; Poaceae
Product: cytochrome P450 711A1-like
Exons: 5
Coding region: 175-1800 (541 amino acids)
Molecular function (GO): heme binding; monooxygenase activity; oxidoreductase activity, acting on paired donors, with incorporation or reduction of molecular oxygen
Source: RefSeq, a predicted model, not a curated record